GGAGGAGUGCGCCGGCCGGCCCCGAUGCCGCCGCCCCGUUGCGUGCGCCGCUGCGGCGGUGCCGCCACGCAGGUACUGGUGGUGUUUGCGCUGACGUUCUGCGUGGCGCUUCCAGCCGUCUGCCACCGCCUGCUGCACUCGUACUACUUUGUGCGCUCGGCCUACCUGGACGACAUGAACUCGGAUGCCUUGCGCCAGAGUCUGCAACGCGGUCAGGACGCUCUACUGUUCUGGCAAAAGGCGCCCUCAACCGCCACCACCGAGCCUCCCAGGCAUCCCGAGCUGCUGGUUACCGUGGUGACGACGCGGCGACCUGAGGCUCUCCCUUACCACUACCUUCUGCAGGUGACGCGGCAGCUGAGUAGUCUCCAGGGUGACUGCGGGGAGCGGCCCUGCGCCCAGGUGGUGCUGUGCGACGUGGAGAGCGGGCCGGACGCCAAUGAAGACGCCGUACUACUGGAGCGCCACUUCCGCGUGAUCCGCCCGCCGGCCGGCCGCCAGCCCAACAAUACCUUUGAGCGCGAGAAACGCGACUACGUGUUCUGCCUGCGCCGCGCCUUCCAGCUGGCGCUGCCCCGGAACAUGUUGGUCCUGGAGGAUGACGCCCUGCCUCAUCCGGACUUCUUCCAUGUAGCGAAGGAUCUCCUGAGGCGGCGCUUUGCCUCGCGCUCGCUCUACAUCAAGCUCUUCCACCCCGAGCGGCUGCAGCACUACUGGAACCCGGAACCUUACCGUAUCCUGGAGUGGUUUGGUCUAGGUCUGCUGGGCGCCACUCUGCUGCUGCAGCUCCUGACCAUCUGGAACCCGUGCCGCUGGUCCCUGCGCAUGUCGGCCCGCCACCUGGCGCUCCUGGCCGUGUACGUGAUGGCGGGCGCUGAGCUGCUGGGCCGCCACUACCUGCUGGAGCUGCGCCGACUGUCCCCGCAGCUGUACGCCGUGUCGCCCGCUACAAAUUGCUGCACGCCCGCCAUGUUGUACCCGGGCAACACCUCGCUAAGGGUAGCCGACUACCUGGACCGAGCCUUCUGCUUCCGGGGCAAUGCCAAGGACACGGUUCUCUACCAGACCCUCCGCAACACGCCCGGAGAACGCGCGCACAGCGUGGAACCCAACUUGGUCACUCACAUCGGGGCCUUUUCCUCCAUCAGGCCCAAAUCGGGCAGACCCAAACUGCUUUGAGCGGGGUGCGUUACCGGGCACCUCCACUGGAGUCACAGUGUCAGGCCUGGGUGUCAGUCAAGCAUGGCCUGGGAGCUUCUGAUUCAGUCGCAGUGCUUUCCAUUUGGUGGCGUGCUGCAAAUGUCCUUUUCAAUCUGUGCCUUGCUCGACCGACUCUGCCUUAUUUUUGCCCUUCAAAUGCGUGAAAUGACGCUGCGAUUUGUCUCCAGUCCAGUAGGGGCUGCUCACCAAGCUCCAAUCAUAUUUGUAUUUCAUUGAAAAUCAUUAAACAAGGUCGAAAGCGCCAAACAGCUGUGUUGCAAAGUGAUGCACUUUUAUCGUCCCGGGCUGCUGUGCUAUUCAGCCAUGAUUCACAACCUUCCCAAAUAUGAUCCUGCUUAAUUUGUCAUGAUGAUCCAUCGGUGUCACCUUGGACCCGAUAUGGAGUUACAGCUCAAAACGUAUCAAGAGACACAAAGCAUCUAUCUAUGUUGACCAGUCUGUAUUGUCCACAGAGAAAAGAACGGGCCAUCUAUGUCUUUGGAAAGACAUUGAGCUGAUAUGAUAGAUGAUAAAUAGUUUAGCUUCAUCGUCUUGUAUCAGAUGUCCUUCAAAAUCAAGAGGGAUCUUAUCCCUGACAAGAAUAACAGUGUUGAACAAUAUGACUGAAAAAAAGGGUGGGGGGGGUUGCCAUCACACUCCCCCAAUGAUGGUUAUUUUAUGUCCCUUCAAUAUUAUGGAUCCCCGCUGUUUGCCAGGAGGCGUCUUCGCCCCUAAAAAUAACAUCUUUGUUUCAAGGUGCACAGCCCAUUAGCGACAAGAAGAAAAGUCAAUUAAAACGCUGAUUAAAAAUUCUCCCCGGGAUGUCAAGCGCAGGCG
This is a messenger RNA of Syngnathus acus (greater pipefish), 2037 nucleotides long. RefSeq names its product post-GPI attachment to proteins factor 4-like. The record is from RefSeq and is a predicted model, not a curated record. Gene Ontology annotation, molecular function: glycosyltransferase activity. NCBI's taxonomy places the organism in Eukaryota, Metazoa, Chordata, Actinopteri, Syngnathiformes, Syngnathidae. The transcript has 2 exons. The coding region runs from base 25 to 1179 and encodes 384 amino acids. Gene Ontology annotation, cellular component: Golgi membrane. Gene Ontology annotation, biological process: GPI anchor biosynthetic process.